CAUGAGGGCAGAGGGAUAGCGAUUAGGGGUAGCGAUAGCGAUUAGGGGUAAGCAAGUGGGUCGACGGGAGUUUGGAGUCGAUAGGCUAGAAAUUGGAGAAGACGCCUUGGAAAAACCCGAGCUGUCCUGGAAAACUUUUUGGCGGUAGCUUUUGGUGAGAGUUUGAGGGUACUAGAUCAGAACCACAAACGAACCAAAACACUGUACAACACACCCUGUACCAUACGCUACUAAUACAAGCCUUCCCAUCAUGGAGGCCUUCAAGAUGCCUUUCCGUAGGAGACCGCAGCUUCUCUGCCUCCUCUGCCAACGGCGAUCCUUUAGCACGUCUUACCGGCUGGCAGAGCAAGCUCAGAAAGCUGCAACGAAACCUUCGUUCAAGAAGGUCGCCACACCCGCCGCAGCGCCCGCAGAAGCUCCUGGCAAGUUCAUCCCUGAAGCGCCGCUUGAAAAUGCGCCCAGAGGUUACGGACCGCGAGUUGAAAAGUUCACACCAGUACCGCUGCCGCGGCCCAUAGGCAUGCCCUAUCCGCCAGAACCGGGCCAGCACACUGGCCUUGACAAUCGCUCCAUCAGGCAGAGAAGAGACGAUUUCGUGAACUGGGAUAAGCAUCUGGCCCGGCGUGAAGAGCUAAAAACCCAAUUCCGUAAACCGUACUUCCGUGACUGGUCGAAUCUUGAACUCCACAAGGGCAAGACAUUCAUCGCACCACCGAGACCCUUCAAAGGUGAUCUGUCUCUUUGGUUCCCCAAUAUGCAUGGAACUACGCUAUUAAAAACAGACCGGUCCCCUCGCGACACGACGCCAGUCAUGCAAGGCAAGGUCACAGUAGUGAGUCUAUUUAGUGGCCAAUGGGCCGAAGGUCAGGCGAAGAGUUUCGCCUCCGCAGAAAGCAACCCUGAGCUCCUGAGUCUGCUGGAUGCGAACAAGGGCAAAGCCCAGCAUGUCCGCAUCAAUGUUGAGGAAGACAGACUCAAGGCCUUCCUGAUUAAGCUGUUCAUGGGCAACCUCAGAAAGACCGUAGGAGAGGAGAACUGGGACAAGUACUUUGUGGUGCGGAGAGGCGUUUCCGAAGAAGUCAGAGAGGGCAUCGGCAUGCUGAACAGCAAAGUUGGCUAUGUCUAUCUCUUGGAUAGCGAAUGCAGGAUACGCUGGGCUGGCAGCGGCUACGCCGAGGAUCAUGAGCGCACGGGCUUGGUGAAGGGCCUGCAAAGAUUAUUGGACGAGGAGAAGGGCCCGAAGAGGCCCAAAGCUCCUGCUGCGACAGCUGCACAGACGGCCUGAGCAGACGAUUGAUGUGAAGAUAUGUGUAACCUCUAAUAUGUAUAACAUGAAUGAUACCCGACUCAGAUAUAGAGUCAUACCCUGGCAAAAGAUUUCG
This is a messenger RNA of Truncatella angustata, 1382 nucleotides long. RefSeq names its product ATP10 protein-domain-containing protein. Bases 251 to 1285 code for a protein of 344 amino acids. The transcript is spliced from 2 exons. The record is from RefSeq and is a predicted model, not a curated record. Gene Ontology annotation, cellular component: mitochondrial inner membrane. Gene Ontology annotation, biological process: mitochondrial proton-transporting ATP synthase complex assembly. NCBI's taxonomy places the organism in Eukaryota, Fungi, Ascomycota, Sordariomycetes, Amphisphaeriales, Sporocadaceae.